CAGGCUGCCAAUCAGGGACAGGUGAGGGAAAGGAGCGGAACAAAAAAUAAGAGCGCUGACAAGUGACAGAUCGUCUAAUAGGCUUCGUCUGACGCACAGGAGCAGCAUCAGCAUCAUCAUCAUCAUCAUCAUCAUCACCAUCAGCAUCUUCCAGGACGCUUUCUUUCCCCGGGAGUGUGUGUGCGUGUUGUGUGCGCGCGCAGCCACCCUCAGAGCAACAUGUUUCCAGCCUGGGGACGCGGAAGGUGCACCGGCGGCGGGGGCUCGGCGGCGGCACCGCAUCAUCACCGGACCAUGGCGGCGGCGACGUUUGCGUCCGGACGGGUCAGGAAGGUGUUGGUGUCCUGUUGGAUUCUGCUGUCGGCGACGUGUUUCGGCGCCCGGGCUCAAGAUGACGUGCCACCUUAUUUCAAGAUGGAGCCUCCUCAGACCCAGGUUCAUCUGGAGGGCAACCGGCUGGUCCUCACCUGCAUGGCCGAGGGCAGCUGGCCCCUGGAGUUCAAAUGGAUCUACAACGGCACCGAGCUGACCCGCUUCUCCUUGGAGUACCGGUAUCUGAUCCCUUCGCUGGACCGAUCCAAUGCCGGCCACUACCGAUGCAUCGUGAGAAACCGAGUUGGCGCCAUAAUGCAGUGCAGCACUGAAGUGAGGGUCGCCUACAUGAGCAGCUUCGUAGAAAGCGACAGGACUCAAACUGUGUCCCAAGGCGACGGCGCUCUCAUCCACGCCCCGCGCAUCCACAGCUUCCCCAAGCCUCAGAUCACCUGGUUCCGAGACGGACGCAAGAUUCCUUCCAGCAGUCGCAUGGCCAUCAGUCUGGACAACACUCUGGUCAUCCUGUCAACAGUGGCGCCCGACGCAGGUCGUUACUACGCCCAGGCCGUCAAUGACAAGAACGGGGAGAACAAAACCAGUCAGCCCGUCACACUCAUUGUGGAGAAUGUGGGAGGACCUGCAGACCCCAUCGCCCCCUUCAUAAUCAUCCCCCCGAAGAACACCAGCGUGACUAUGGGGAGGAACGAGGCCAUCUUGGAGUGCAUCGCCAACGCCAGGCCGCUCGUGAAGAUGAGCAUCACUUGGAGGAAAGAUGGCGCCGUGGUCAACACGGGGAUCAGAGAUUUCGGCCGUAGAUUGGUCAUCAGUCAGCCAAAGGUCAGCGACAGCGGUUACUACCAGUGUGAGGCGUCGCUUCGCAGCAGCAGCGUGCCAUCGGUCACCGCCGGUGCUUUCCUGCAAGUGCUAGAAUAUCCUCUGUUUGUAAAAGAGCCACCGAGUCACAUCACAGCUGAGAUGGAGAAGGUGGUGGACAUCCCUUGUCAGGCUCGAGGCACACCUCAGCCAGACAUUGUGUGGUACAAGGAUGCUGUGCCCAUCAGCCCGGUGAAGAUCCCCAGGUACAAAGUUCUAGUGGGAGGCAGCCUGCAAAUCAAUGGCCUUCUGCCCGAUGACACGGGAAUGUUCCAGUGCUUCGCUCGCAAUCUCGCCGGGGAGAUCCAGACCAACACCUACCUUGCUGUCACCAGCAUCGCUCCCAACAUCACCGCCGGCCCCGCUGACAGCGCCGUGAUUGACAGCAUGUCAAUCAUCAUGCACUGCGAGACGUCCGGAGCCCCGCGCCCAGCCAUCACCUGGCAAAAAGGUGAACGCGUCCUGGCCAGCGGCUCGGUCCAGUUGCCCAGGUUCACCCUGCUGGAGUCGGGAAGUUUGCUCAUCAGUCCGUCGCACCUCUCUGACGCCGGCACCUACACCUGCAUGGCCAGCAACUCUCGAGGCAUCGAUGAAGCAUCUGCAGACCUUGUGGUGUGGGCUCGCACCCGCAUCACCAAGGCGCCGCAGGAUCAAAGCGUCAUCAAGGGCACCAAGGCGGUCAUGAGCUGCGGGGUGACCCACGACCCCAGCGUCACCAUCAGUUACGUGUGGGAGAAGAGUGGCACCGCGAUUGACGUGAACGCGUCGCCCCGCCUCCGGCUGGAUCCCGAGGGGACGCUUCACAUCUCCCAGACGUGGUCCGGAGACAUCGGGACAUACACCUGCAGGGUGACCUCCGUGGGUGGCAACGACUCCCGCAGCUCCCACCUCAGAGUCAGGCAACUCCCACACGCGCCCGAAAACCCGAUAGCGCUCCUAAGCACGGCAGAGAAACGGGCCAUCAACCUGACCUGGGCUCAGGCGUUCGACGGCAACAGCCCCCUCAUCCGCUACAUCCUGGAAGUGUCCGAGAACAACGCUCCAUGGACGGUCCUGUUGGCCAACAUCGAUCCGGAGUCUACCGGGGUCACCGUCGGCGGCCUCAUUCCGGCACGUUCCUAUCAGUUCCGCCUGUGCGCCGUCAACGACGUCGGCCGAGGCCAGUUCAGCAAAGAGACGGAGCGACUAACCCUCCCGGAGGAGCCGCCCAGCGCCCCGCCUCAGACGGUCAUCGCCAGUGGCCGCACCAAUCAGUCCAUCAUGAUCCAGUGGCAGCCGCCCCCGGAGAGCCAUCAGAACGGACCCCUCCAGGGCUACAUCAUCAGGUACUGUCUGUCUGGGCUGCCCGUGGACUGCCAGAUAAAAAACAUCACCAACCCGGACCAAAGCAGCCUGCUCCUGGAGGACCUCAUCAUCUGGACCAACUACGAGAUGGAGGUGGCGGCAUACAACGGGGCAGGGAGGGGCGUCUACAGCCACAAGGUGACAGAGUGGACUCUGCAAGGAGUACCCACAGUGCCACCAGGGAAUGUGCAAGCUGAGGCUGUCAACUCCACCACGAUACGUUUCACCUGGAGCGCCCCCAGCCCUCAGUUUAUCAACGGAAUUAACCAGGGAUACAAGCUGUUAGCGUGGGAACCCAAUCGGGCCAGCGAGGUCACCACGGUGACGGCGCGCCCCAACUUCCAAGACAGCGUGCACGUGGGCUACGUCUCGGGUCUGAGGAAGUUCGCCGAGUACUACACGUCCGUUCUGUGCUUCACCACGCCAGGAGACGGCCCCCGCAGCCCGCCUCAGCGGCUGCGCACCCACGAGGACACCCCCGGCGCCGUGGGACACCUCAGCUUCACAGACAUUUUGGAUACCUCCCUAAAAGUCAGCUGGAAGGAGCCUCAGGAGAAAAACGGUCUUCUCACAGGCUACCGCAUCUCCUGGGAAGAGUUCAACAGGACCAACACGCGGGUUACCCACUAUUUGCCCAACCCCACUCAAGAGUACAAGGUGACGGGGCUCACCGCGCUCACCACGUACACCAUCCAGGUGGCCGCCAUGACCUCCAAAGGUCAAGGUCAACUCUCGGCGUCCACCAUCUCCUCUGGGGUCCCGCCAGAACUACCGGGCCCCCCGACCAAUUUAGCCAUCUCCAAAGUCGGCGCUCGCUCCGUCAAUCUGCAGUUCAAGCCCGGUUAUGACGGCAAGACGUCCAUUUCCCGCUGGCAGGUGGAAGCCCAGAUCGGUAUCAUUGGAGACAAUGAAGAGUGGCUUAAGAUACAUCAGCUGCCAAAUAAACCGGAUGCCAGAUCCAUGGAGGUCCUGGACCUGAACCCUUUCACUUCUUACAGGUUCAGAAUGCGACAGGUGAACAUCGUGGGUACUAGCCCCCCCAGUCAGCCUUCUAGAAAGAUCCAAACCCUGCAGGCUUCUCCAGACGUCUCCCCCGCCAACGUCACCCUCCGCACAGCCAGUGAGACCAGCCUGUGGCUUCGCUGGGUGCCUCUUCCCGAGUGGGAAUACAAUGGGAAUCCAGAUCUUGUCGGCUACCGGAUCCAGUACUCCAAGGCCGGGUCCAAAGGGGGAGUUCUUUCCCACGUAAUCAUGGACCGGCUGGAGAGAGAGUUCACCAUUGAAGACCUGGAGGAGUGGACAGAGUAUGAAGUUCGCGUUCAGGCCAUCAAUGGAAUUGGAUCUGGACCCUGGAGCCAGCCUGUCCAUGGCAGAACGAGGGAGUCCGUGCCAUCCAGCGGUCCCAGCAAUGUGUCAGCCUUCGCCACCACCUCAAGCAAGAUACUGGUACGCUGGGGAGAAGUCCCGGAGCCGGAUCGCAACGGGCUCAUCCUGGGCUACAAGGUCAUCUACAAAGAGAAGGACUCAGAAAUGACCCCCAACUUCUGGACAGUGGAUGGCAACACGAGCCACAGUGUCCAUCUGACCGGUCUGGGCAAGUACGUUCUCUAUGAGAUCCGGGUCCUGGCAUUCACCCGUAUUGGUGACGGACGGAGCAGCUCGCCAUCCAUUCUGGAAAGAACGCUGGAUGAUGUUCCAGGUCCUCCGGUUGGCAUCCUGUUCCCCGAAGUCAGAACCACAUCAGUCAGGCUCAUCUGGCAACCUCCUUCCCAACCAAACGGCAUCAUCCUGGCCUACCAGAUCACAUACAGGAGAAACUCCUCCAGCACGAGUGCCGCCACCGUGGACGUUCUGAGCCCCAGCGCUCGGCAGUACACGGCGACGGGGCUCAGGCCUGAAAUGGUUUACAUCUUCCGCCUGACUGCGCAAACACGCAAAGGCUGGGGGGAAGCAGCCGAGGCCUUGGUGGUCACGACAGAGAAGCGAGCGCGACCUCAGCCCACGAGCCGGCCUGUCGUGCCUCAAGAGCGAGUGCAGGCUCGCAGAGUGCAGUUGUCAUGGGAACCGGGCAGCGACGGCCUCUCUCCGGUCCGUUACUACACAGUGCAGUACAGAGAACUGCCCGACAGCAACUGGACGGUCCAUUCUGCGUCUGUCAGUCAUGAGAUGAUCUCGUACUCAGUGGACAGGUUAAAACCCUUCACGUCCUACCAGUUUCGUGUCAAGGCCACCAAUGACAUUGGAGACAGUGAAUACAGCCAGGAGAGUGAGGCCAUCACUACUCUACAGGAUGCCCCUGACAAACCCCCCACCAUUCUGUCUGUAACACCCCACACUACCACGUCUGUGCUGGUCCGCUGGCAGUCCCCCUCCGAGGAUCACAUCAAUGGAAUUCUACUUGGCUUCAGGGUCAGGUACAGAGAGUUGUACUACGACCGACUGCGCAGCUUCACAGUUCGCACCGUCAACAGUCCCUCCCCGAGCUGGGCCGACCUCACUGCACCUUACAGCGUCAGGAACUUGAGCGAAUCCUCCCUCACCCAGUAUGAACUUGACAAUCUGAGUAAACACAAGCGCUACGAGAUCCGACUCAGCGUAUACAACGCUGUCGGGGAGGGUCCGAGUAGCGUGCCGCAAGAGGUCUUUGUCGGCGAGGCAGUCCCGACUGCCCCGCCCCAGAAUGUCGCGGUCCAGUCGUCCACUGCCACCCAGCUGGACGUCACAUGGGACCCCCCACCCCUGGAUGCACAGAACGGAGACAUCCAAGGUUACAAGAUCUAUUUCUGGGAGUUUCAGCUGCAGAACGAUACGGAGCGUCUGCGCACGUUGUUCCUGCCCGAGCUGGGGGUCAAGCUGAAAAACUUGACGGGCUACACCACCUACAUGAUCAGCGUGGCCGCCUUCAACGCGGCAGGGGACGGGCCGCGGUCCCUGCCCAGCAGAGGGCGCACUCAGCAAGCAGCUCCCACCGCCCCCGGCUUCAUCCACUUCAGUGAGCUGACCACCACCUCCGUCAACGUGUCCUGGGGAGAGCCCAAGCAGGCCAACGGCAUCGUGGAAGGCUACCGUCUGGUUUACGAGCCGUGCACGCCAGUCGACGACUCCUCUCCUCGCACUCCAGGUGUCAGUAAGAUAGUGACAGUGGACGUCAAAGGCGGCGCCCCCUUGUGGAUGAAGAUCAAGGACCUCUCCGACGGCGCCACCUACAACUUCCGUAUCCGGGCCAAAACGCUCACCUACGGACCUGAGGUGGAGGCCAACAUCACCACGGGGCCAGGAGAAGGAGCCCCAGGCCCUCCCGGGGAGCCCUUUAUUUCUCGCUACGGCUCCGCACUGACCCUGCACUGGACCAGCGGUGAUCCGGGCCGUGCACCCAUCACGAGAUACGUCAUUGAAGCCAGACCGUCUGAUGAGGGACUGUGGGACAUUUUCAUCAAAGACAUCCCCAAAGAAGUCACCUCCUAUACGCUCAACCUGGAGAUGCUGCGAGAAGGCGUCACCUAUGAUUUCCGAGUCAUAGCGGUGAACGACUACGGCUAUGGUUCUCCCAGCCUCCCUUCGCCGUCCAUAUCAGCCCAGAAAGUGUCGCCCUUCUACGAGGAAUGGUGGUUCCUGGUCGUCAUCGCACUGGUGGGUCUCAUUUUCAUCCUGCUGCUGGUGUUUGUCCUCAUCAUACGAGGGCAGAGUAGGAAAUACACCAAGAAGACUGAUUCAGGGAACCACUCCAACUGCACAGCGCUGCCGCUGACCCAUGGCGAGAUGGUGCACCUGGACGAGGGCCGCUUCCCGUCGCUGGAGCUCAACAACAGGCGCCUCUCGGUGAAAAACUCCUUUUGCCGCAAGAACGGCAUCUACACACGGUCGCCACCGAGGCCAAGUCCCGGAAGUCUUCAUUACUCUGACGAGGACGUGAGCGCCAAAUAUAACGACCUGAUUCCAGCAGAGAGCAGCAGUCUGACUGAGAAGCCCUCCGAGAUCUCAGACUCUCAGGGCAGCGACAGCGAGUACGAGAUGGACCAGAGCCGCCAGAAGACGCACUCCUUCGUGAGCCACUACAUCAGCGACCCCACCUACUACAACUCGUGGCGGAGGCAGCCCAAGGGCGUCUCUCGGCCGCCGGCGUACGGCUACUCUCAGCCCGAGCCCCUCGUGGAGCAGGAGUCUCGACCCCACCCGCCUCCCGUGCCCCCUCUGCCGCCUCUAGUCCCCCAGAGCGCCCCGUCCCCGCAGCCCCAGGUGCAGCCCCCGGGCCAGGGCACCCUUUUCAGGCCGAAAGGAAGCCGGACUCCCACCCCUUCCUUGAUGUCCUCGGAACCCCCCAGCCAACACGGCACUCUCUACCGACCCCCCAGCAGCCUGGGCUGCGCCGCCAACCCUCCGCCGCCCACUGCGGGGUUCUCCUCUUUCGUUUGACGCACUGCUCUCCAAAAUAAGAGCUUGGGACACUGAGAACAACUGAGGAGCUCAAUUCUCGACAUCACAGACAUCUUUCCUCUCUGCAAAGUGCGUGUGUGUGUGUGUGGUUUAUUAAUGUGAUGUUUAUUUAAUGACAAUCAUUCGGUGGAACAUGAUCAUCAAAAGGAGACGGAACAAAAAAAAUGCUGUACAAUUGUUUGAUAUGAGAGCUUUAAAAGGACUCACACACACUUCAAAUCCAUCGAGCACUUGGGUGGAUGAGAGCGGAGAACUACUGAUGGAAGAAUGUUUGUAAAAAAAAACAAAAAAAGUGGUGAGAAACCAGACUCUGUUUUGAAAAAGAGGCAGUGACAGUCACUGUGACCUCCUCCACUGCCUUUCUCCGUUGUCUUUACGAUACGUACACAUCUCAUGUCCUUUACCAGCUAUUUAUAUCGAUCCACUUCAAGCCCACCCAUGGCGCCACUGCCGUCAAGAACUAUACAAACUUUACGGAGAAAUUUUGUUGACAUUGACAAUAAAGCGUGUCUUUUUGCUGUUAUCCACAUCAUCAUCAUCAUCAUCACAGAUGCUGACGCAAAGAGCAGAAGCACAAGUCACCUUCGGAUCGGACAAUGUUGCACCCUCACUGCUGACUUGUUGGGGGUUUUGUAGGAAAUGGUACUAAAGUUUAGGACCUAUGGCAAAAAGUGA
Messenger RNA from Nerophis lumbriciformis (worm pipefish), 7641 nucleotides. It is a transcript of the gene sdk2a, whose product is annotated as sidekick cell adhesion molecule 2a. Gene Ontology annotation, biological process: cell-cell adhesion. The record is from RefSeq and is a predicted model, not a curated record. NCBI's taxonomy places the organism in Eukaryota, Metazoa, Chordata, Actinopteri, Syngnathiformes, Syngnathidae. Gene Ontology annotation, molecular function: protein binding.